ACUAGGGUAGCGUCUAGAUUGUUUUCGUGCAGAGGACCUAUCCCAUAACCCCCUGGCUCCAUGUCACAAUCUAUUUGGAAUAGAAAAGUGUGGCGAGCGAAGCGAGCGUCCAAUGCUGCAUAGAAAACAAAAAAUACCUCAAACGGACGGAGAACGAAGAAGACAUUUAGGAGCUGUAAGAGCAGAAGUUCUCCCAUUCCCUCUCGUUUUGUCACGUCCAGGUCCUUUACACGAAGGCAACAUAGACACAACCGUUUAGACAAUUGAGCUGCGAGGAACACAAGCCUUUAUUGCAUCACUGAUUCGCUGAGGAUGGACAAGGACAGGAGUCACAUGACUGAAGGGAUAGUAAAUCUUUCCCUGGAGAUCAUCUACCUGAUGAUUGGAGAGGAUUACACAGUAGUGAAGAAGACAUCCGGUGAGUGUAAGAAACCCAGUAGCCAUCCCUGUGUGUCAGGAGGAUGGAGCAGGACCCGGAGACCCAUCACGGUGCCUCCACCUCACUCACUGAUACAUGAGAGAGACAAUGACCAGAAGAUCCUGGAACUCACCAACAAGAUCAUUCAGCUGCUGACUGGAGAGGUUCCUAUAAGGUGUCAGGAUGUCACUGUCUAUCUCUCCAUGGAGGAGUGGGAGUAUUUACAGGGACACAAGGAUAUGUACAAGGAUGUGAUGAUGGAGAAUCACCUGACCCUCACAUCACUGGAUGGGUCCAGUUACAGGGAUUCCCCAGAGAGAUGUUUCGGUCCUCCUUAUUCACAGGAUGGCACAGAGGAGAAUCAUAGGACCCCACAGGAGAAUCAGGGUAAAGGUCUGACUGAUAAUAAAGUAGAAGAUAUAGAGGGAGAAGAAGAGAUGUAUGUGAGGGGUGAUCAGCAGUGUAAGGAGGAGGAAAUCCCUACAGAUAUCAGCACAGAUGGACCCAGUAACAGAGAUACCCCAGAGAGAUGUCCCCGUACUCUGUAUUCACAAGACUCUACAGAGGAGAAUCACAGGACCCCACAGGGGGAUCGGGGUAAAGGCCUGAUUGAUGUUAAGGUAGAAGAUAUAGAGGAAGAAGAAGAUAUGUAUGUGACUCGUAUAAAGGUAGAAGAUAUAGAGGAAGAAGAAGAUAUGUGUGUGACUCAUAAAAAGGUAGAAGAUAUAGAGGGAGAAGUGACGUAUGUGAGGGGUGAUCACCAGUGGAAGGAGGAAGAAAUCCCUACAGAUAUCAGCACAGUAGAUGGGCACACAAGCAAGAAUACCUCGGGGCAAGAUCGCAUUAUGUCUUCAGAUUCUAAAAAAGAAGAUAAGAACAUACAAGAGUUUCCAGAAGAAAACUCCAUUAUCCUAAAAAUACAUCCAGAACUUCCCAGUGCAGAUAUUUCAUGUGGUCCCUCUAGUCACAGGGAACCGUCUCUUGAUAAUUCAGAUCUUGCUACACACAGUACAGCUCAUAAUGAUGAAACAGUAUCAUCCAGUACUGAGUUUGGUAAAAGUCCUAUGCAUCAGUCAGUUUUUGAUAGACAUCAGCGAUCUCGUACAGAUGAGAAACCAUUUCCAUGCUCUGAGUGUGGGAUACGGUUUACAUAUAAGUCAUUUCUUGCUAGACAUGAGAUAAGUCACACAGGUGUGAAACCAUUUUCAUGCUCUGAGUGUGGGAAAUGUUUUAUACAGAACUCACAUCUUGUUGUACAUCAGAGAUCUCAUACAGAUGAUAAACCAUUUCUAUGCUCUGAGUGUGGGAAACGUUUUAUAUAUAAAUCAUAUCUUGCUAGACAUGAGAUAAGUCACACAGGUAUGAAACCAUUUUCAUGCUCUGAGUGUGGGAAAUGUUUUAUACAGAACUCACAUCUUGUUGUACAUAAGAGACAUCACACAGGUGAGAAACCAUUUCCAUGCUCUGAGUGUGGAAAAUGGUUUACAAACACCUCAGAUCUUCUUAGACACCGGAGACUUCACACAGGUGAGAAACAAUUUUCAUGCUCUGAGUGUGGGAAAAGCUUUAUACAGAAAUCAUAUCUUGUUAAACAUCAGAGGACACACACAGGUGAAAAAAUAUUUACAUGCUCUGAGUGUAGGAAAUGUUUUACAAACAAAUCCAGUUUUCUUAACCAUAGUAGACUUCACACAGGUGAGAAACCAUUUUCAUGUUCUGACUGUGGGAAAUGUUUUACGCAUAAGUCAUCUCUUGUGGUACAUCAAAGGAUACACACAGGUGAGAAACCAUUUCCAUGUUCUGAGUGUGGGAAAUGCUUUAGAGAGAAAUCCUAUCUUUCUACACAUAAGAGAAGUCACACAGGUGAGCACCUAUUUCCAUGCUCUGAGUGUGGGAAAUGUUUUACACAGAAAUCCCAUCUUGUUGUACAUCAGAGAAGUCACACAGGUGAGCACCUAUUUCCAUGCUCUGAGUGUGGGAAAUGUUUUACGCAGAAAUCCCAUCUUGUUGUACAUCAGAGAUCUCACACAGAUGAGAAGCCAUUUCCAUGCUCAGAGUGCGGGAAACGUUUUGUACAGAAAUCUCAUCUUGUUGAACAUGAGAGAAGUCACACAGGUGAGAAACCAUUUCCAUGCUUGGAGUGUGGGAAAUGUUUUACACGGAAAUCAGAUCUUCUUAGACAUCAGAAACUUCACACAGGUGAGAAACCAUUUACAUGCUCUGAGUGUGGGAAAUGUUUUACAGAUAAAUCAAAUUUUCUUAAACACCAGAAAGUUCACAUUAUAUGAAUGUAAAUAAUAAAAGCAGACCUGAAUACAUUUACUAUGCACAUACAUUAAUGUAUUUUGAUAUCACUGAGUUAUUGGGCAAUAUUUGCUUUUAUUACAUUUACUUAUAUUACUGUAAAUGUAAUACACAGAUGGUUGUGAAGUUAUAUUUAUUGCAUUUUGAAAUUUUGUGGUGAAAUCUGCAGAGAAUCAGCAAAAGCAGCUGUUUAAUAAAUCUAGUCCACAGUCACCUAGUAUAAUAACGUGUGAUAAUGUUAUUACCAUUCACAGAAAGACAUACAUGUAAUAUGAGUUAUAAAAAUAUGACUGAAAAACA
Pseudophryne corroboree (corroboree frog) is the source of this 3022-nucleotide messenger RNA. RefSeq names its product gastrula zinc finger protein XlCGF26.1-like. Gene Ontology annotation, molecular function: DNA-binding transcription factor activity, RNA polymerase II-specific; RNA polymerase II cis-regulatory region sequence-specific DNA binding. The record is from RefSeq and is a predicted model, not a curated record. The coding region runs from base 313 to 2706 and encodes 797 amino acids. NCBI's taxonomy places the organism in Eukaryota, Metazoa, Chordata, Amphibia, Anura, Myobatrachidae. The transcript has 9 exons. Gene Ontology annotation, cellular component: nucleus. Gene Ontology annotation, biological process: regulation of transcription by RNA polymerase II.